GCUACAAUGAGCAGCUUCUUAGACUACUCGGUGAUGAACGGUGAAGGUGGCUCGUGCUCUGUCAGGGCUUUCCACUCAGAUCACGGGAUUACAACUUUUCAGUCUUGCGCGGUAACUGUCAACAACUGCGGGACUGAUGACCGCUUCAUGGGGAGCAGGGCUUCCCCUGACGGCAUUCCUCACCAGCCGGGGUCAUACCAGUCUACUGCGAGCUCUCUGGGUCUCGCCUAUGGAGCACAUCCGGCCUGCAGCUCCAGCUAUGGACCCCAAGGUUUCUGUGCUACGUAUAACCAUUACGCGCUCAAUCAGGAAGUAGAUUCCACAGCGGGAUUCCCCCAGUGCAGUCCACUAAUGUACUCGGGUAACAUUUCCUCCUCAAUGGUCUCUCAGCAUCGCCAAGGUUACAGUGCCGCCCCCCUGGGUCAGCUGCAGUAUGCCCACGCUGCCUAUGGCAGCGGGCACGAGCAAGCUGCCCCGUUUCCUGGGUGCUCAAAUCCACUGUCACCACUGCAUGCAGCCCACCUGGAGGCUUGCUGUUCGCCUCUGUCUGAGGGUGCAUCUUCUGCUCAGACCUUCGACUGGAUGAAAGUCAAGAGGAACCCACCAAAAACAGGCCGGUCUGGGGAGUACGGUUACGGGGGUCAGCCGAACACGGUCCGGACCAACUUCACCACCAAGCAGCUGACGGAGCUGGAAAAGGAGUUUCACUUCAACAAGUACCUGACACGUGCGCGCCGCGUUGAAAUCGCAGCAGCUCUGCAGCUGAAUGAGACUCAGGUGAAGAUCUGGUUCCAGAACCGGAGGAUGAAGCAGAAGAAGAGGGAGAAAGAAGGGCUGCUUCCGGCCAAAGCUUCAUCCUCAGACCCGGGACAGAGCAUACAAGAGAAAAUGGACGAUGCAGCAUCAGAUAAAUCUAUUUCAGCUCCAUCUACUCCGUCUCCCACACCCUCCACUGUGUCUGAUCCUUACUCGUCCAACUAA
This is a messenger RNA of Trematomus bernacchii (emerald rockcod), 981 nucleotides long. RefSeq names its product homeobox A1a (gene hoxa1a). The transcript is spliced from 2 exons. Gene Ontology annotation, molecular function: DNA-binding transcription factor activity, RNA polymerase II-specific; RNA polymerase II cis-regulatory region sequence-specific DNA binding. The record is from RefSeq and is a predicted model, not a curated record. Gene Ontology annotation, biological process: regulation of transcription by RNA polymerase II. NCBI's taxonomy places the organism in Eukaryota, Metazoa, Chordata, Actinopteri, Perciformes, Nototheniidae. Bases 7 to 981 code for a protein of 324 amino acids. Gene Ontology annotation, cellular component: nucleus.